AUGGCGGAAAGUGGGGGUACACUACCAGAGGACGAUAAAGUACCUAGACGUGUCAAGGACAUUUUGUGUCAACCAUGUUUAAGUAAGAAUGAGCAAACUGUAGCUGAUAAGUUUUGUUUAACUUGCAACGAAUUCCAGUGUACGGAAUGUUCAAAUGUACACAACGUACUUGCUAUUCUCAGAACUCACAAAUUAGUGAACGCGAAUGAAGCUGUAACGAAACAAGAUUUGUUUGACAUGAAAGGAUUAGACCGAUGUAAUCAACAUAAAAAGAUUAUAAAAUUUUUCUGCGAAGAUGAAAAUCAGCUAUGUUGUAGUACCUGCGCUAUAGUUGAUCAUCGUAAAUGUGACAGCGUUGUAGAAGUUCAGAAGAUUGCUGGAAAAUUGAUGUCUCCAAAUUCAUUGGUAAAGGAAAAAUUUCUGGCUACCAAAGGAAAAGCCGAGGACAUUAUCAAACAUGUAAUGUCUUCAAAUGAGAAAUUGGAGCAGGACGUGAAUAAAAUUCCAGAAACAAUUAAUCAAGUGCGAAAUGAAGUAAUUCGAAUGUUUAACGAUUUGGAAGUUGUCAUCAUUAAAAGAGCGAAAUCUUUUCGCGAAGAAACACUUAAAAAACGUACACUAAAACAAUCGCAAACAGAGAAUUAUUUAUCUGAUGCAACAACGCGUUUGGAAAUAAUUGAUAGCGUAUAUAGUAAUGGAAGUUUAGCGCAACAAUUUAUUGUAGAAAAGAAAAUGGAAAAUGAUGCCACUAAUCUUUACAGAAACGUGAAUGAGAUAUUUCAAGACUUAGAGACGGUCAGCGUUACUUUUCAUUUUGACAAAACAUUAAAGUUGCCACCAUUUCUAAUUUCUGAAUACGUUCCGGGACAACUCGCAUUUGAAGUUAAUAGGCCAAUUACAUUAACUCCUGUUUCUUCUAUUGAUUUGAAGAAGACAGGAGAUGACAAAGCUAAACCGUUCUAUUCAGGAAUAGACCUUCUACCCGAUGGAAGACUGGUUGCUGUUGAUACUUACAACAGGAAAUGCUUGGUGUAUAAUGAGAAACUUGAGAAAGUAGGAUCAUAUCAGUUAUCCUACCCGCCACUAUCUAUAGCGGCUGUAUCAGAGGAAGGCGUAGUUAUAACAAGUGGUAAUAGCUACAUAAUAGAGUUUCUACAUAUUAGUAAACGUAAUGAAAUUACAUUGGACAGAACUUGUAAAGUGAAAGCGAAAUAUGACUCUAUAUGUUUAAAAGAUGAUGAUCAAUUUGUCGUGGGGCAUUUUGAUGACAAAAGACCUGCAUGCAUUGUGUCAUUGGCAGGAAAUGAGAAUGAUUUCAGUGUGAGCUUUCCUGAUAAGGAAUAUACUAUAUAUAAUAAUUCUUGUACAUAUAAUAAAAACUGCGACAUACUGGUGCUAACAGAUAAAUGCGAACAUCUUGUCUACAUAUAUGAUAUCAAGACAGACACGAGAGUCGUGGUGAAGGAUGAUAAGAUAAAGGAACCUCGUGGUGUAACAGUUGGUCCCUCUGAUACUAUCCUGAUUUGUAGUAAGGGAACAAACUCUAUUGUACAGAUAUCACAAACAGGACAUAUCUUAUCAUCACACAAGAUUGAUAUGAUAUAUCCGUUUAGG
Ruditapes philippinarum (Manila clam) is the source of this 1614-nucleotide messenger RNA. RefSeq lists its product as uncharacterized. Gene Ontology annotation, biological process: positive regulation of DNA-templated transcription. NCBI's taxonomy places the organism in Eukaryota, Metazoa, Mollusca, Bivalvia, Venerida, Veneridae. The annotation marks the transcript as partial. Gene Ontology annotation, cellular component: nucleoplasm; chromatin. The record is from RefSeq and is a predicted model, not a curated record. Gene Ontology annotation, molecular function: ubiquitin-protein transferase activity; zinc ion binding. The transcript has a single exon.